CUCUUGUACAAUUUCUCAUUGAAAAUUGCCUUAAAAUAUUUGGAGAAGACAUCACUUCCCUCUUGGGAGAGAACUCAAUGAGUCGUGGUAACAGCGAGCAGGCUGCAGACUCCAGCCUGAAGACUGUGAAAACCCGUUCUUUCAGAGAUAGGGCGUUUUGUCGGGGUUCCAGCACUUCCCAGCACAACCAGUGCACAGCCCCACCUUCCGCAAAGCCAGGACAGCUCUUUGGAGUUCCCCUCAUGGAUGUGUGUGAUAAAGACAACUUCUCCUUCCCAAUUCUGGAUUUUCUUAGAAAUAUACACGGAAGUAUAUUUUUAUCUGAUCUCUAUGACAAAUGGCUCGGUGUUAUUGAUCAAGGCAACGAAGAGGAGAAGAUAACUGCAGCCCAGAGGUAAUGAUGCAAUAAUUACUCUGGUCACAUCUCCAAAAUACAGCCAACAUACUAUUAGGAAAACAUUGGCUUAUGUUUUGCAGC
Molecule: messenger RNA, 478 nt
Organism: Mirounga angustirostris (Northern elephant seal)
Lineage: Eukaryota; Metazoa; Chordata; Mammalia; Carnivora; Phocidae
Product: rho GTPase-activating protein 20-like
Exons: 3
Coding region: 78-398 (106 amino acids)
Molecular function (GO): GTPase activator activity
Source: RefSeq, a predicted model, not a curated record